Cokeromyces recurvatus is the source of this 1485-nucleotide messenger RNA. RefSeq lists its product as uncharacterized. The transcript is spliced from 7 exons. Gene Ontology annotation, cellular component: cytoplasm; nucleus. Gene Ontology annotation, molecular function: metal ion binding; poly(A) binding. The record is from RefSeq and is a predicted model, not a curated record. The coding region runs from base 95 to 1429 and encodes 444 amino acids. Gene Ontology annotation, biological process: regulation of mRNA stability. NCBI's taxonomy places the organism in Eukaryota, Fungi, Mucoromycota, Mucoromycetes, Mucorales, Mucoraceae.
GAAUUAACCUUUUUUUUUUUUUAAACCUUCAAAAGGCAUAAUUUUUUUUUUAUUAUUAUUAUUACAUUAAUUUAAUUUUCUAUAAUAAAAACAAAUGCAACCUGAGCAGUGGGAACAACUAAAGAAUGACAUUCAUAGUAAAUGUGUAGCCUAUGACUAUAUUGACGCGGGAGAUAAAACACUUUCUGAGUUCAUCAUAGACUUGAUUCGAGUUGGUAAAACAUCGGAAGAAGUUAAUAAUGAGCUCUUACAAUUGAUUGGUUCAGAUUAUGAUUCCAAUGUCACUCAAUGGAUGUUUGAACAUAAGCAAUCAUUUGAAAAUCCUGAAACAGAGGCUGCGGCUUCUCCUGAAAAGCAUGUCAAAGACCAGCAACUACAAGGAACUAAUGUACAACAAAAAUCUAAUUUAGAACGUGAAAAUAUAGAAAAACCUAAAAACAGGAUCUUUAGUCAAGCUUUAGGUAAUGCUUUGAAUAAAAGUAAUAAUCGUUCAUCACAAACUACAUCACGCCAUAAUAAUGAUCGUUAUCAUGAUCAUCAUCGUGAUCGUUCGCGUUCUCCCGAACAACGCUUUUCUAGAGCUGAACGUUAUGAGCGUUCUCCAAGUCGUGAAAGAAGAAAAUAUAAUCGAGAUGAGGAUCAACGUAGAGAUGUCUUUUCCAGGAUUGGUAAUGUUAAGAAGGGGGACAGACCAAGUGUAUUUGAUCGCUUAGGCAAUAGUAAGCCUCAAAUUGAAAAUCAAGAAGCCAAAGAAAGUUCCAAACAAGAACGUUGUAAAUAUUGGCCAACAUGUAAAAAUGGAGAUGAAUGUACUUAUUUCCAUCCUACUACAGUUUGUCCUGAUUUCCCCAACUGUCCGAAGAAAUCUAAUGAAUGUAUGUUUAUUCAUCCUGAAACUGCCACUAAACCGAUUAUAAUGCAACAACCUAAUAUGCUUACAAAGCUACCUAUUCCCUGUAAAUUUUAUCCAUAUUGUAAUAACCCAAUGUGUCCCUAUAUGCAUCCUAUAAUGGCGCCUCAACAAGCAUUUUUCAUGCAAUCACAACCAUCGUUUAGCAAUGCUGGGCUACGUGUACAAACACCUUGUAAAAAUGGAGAUGCUUGUACAAGGCCAGAUUGUUAUUUUAUUCAUCCAAGAGACCCUAAUCCAUUUGCAGAUAUUAUCUGUAAAUAUGAUGGAGUAUGUACUAGACCUAAUUGCUUAUAUAAACACACUAAAGAAAAUAACUCUUCAAAAAACAAGACACUUGUUAACAAAAAGAAUGAAAAUACCAAUGAGCGUCAAUUCUCUGUACCUGAAGAUCAAGUUGAAGAGCGUAUUAUUGUAGGUGAAAGUGCUGAUUUAAUUCAUAAUAAUAAUCAACAACAGUCUACUACUAUGGAGAAUAAUAACGCAACGAGUACUACUUCUGUUACCAAUAAUGUAUAAUUAAUUUUUUUUUUUUUUAUUAUUAUCAUUAUUGAUAAAAUAAAGACAAACUAUAU